AUGGGACUGGAGAGACGGUGGCUUCAGGCUGUCACCACUGCUGUAGCCAUCUGUCUGCUAAGUGUGUCUCAAUGUGUGGCAUCAUUGGUUCGUGCCAGAGAGGGGGGCUCUGCAGAACUAAGCUGCAAUCUCACUCCUACAUCCAAAGAAGCCACCACCCCAAACCUCUUCCCUCUGCAUGUAGUGGAGUGGGUGCGUCUCGGUUACAACGUUCCCAUCCUCAUCAAAUUUGGAGUGUAUGCUCCUCGAGUUCAUCCAAACUACAAGGGCCGCGUGUCUCUGACCCGGGAUGCUUCUCUGCUGGUGGAUCGGCUGACCCUGGAGGACGAGGGCUGGUUUGAAUGUCGCAUUCUGCUCCUGGACAGCAAAAAAGACGACUUUAGAAACGGCACAUGGACCUUCCUCUCCAUCACAGCUCCACCUGUGUUUAUCAAGACACCACCGACCUUUGUGGAGGUUCUGCUCGGAGACUCAUUGACUCUCAGCUGUGGAGCCCAUGGCAACCCUCGACCAACUGUUGUCUGGCAUAAAGAUGAGAGCCAAAUAGAGAAACAUGAAAAAAUAAAAGUACUCAAUGGCACCUUGUCUAUGGCCUCUGUCACAAGAAAUAUUUCAGGAGUGUACAAAUGUCACGUGUCCAACACAGAGGGGAACCUCACCCACUAUACGCAGCUGCAGGUCAAAGGACCUCCAAUCAUCAUCCUCUACCCAGAGGACACCACCCUCAACAUGUCCCAGGAUGCAGUUCUGCAGUGUCAGGCUGAUGCCUAUCCUUCUAACCUCACUUACGAGUGGCUGAAACAAGGACAGAAUGUUUACCAUAUUGAGUCGCUUAAAUCCAGAGUGAAGGUUUUGGUGGAUGGAACACUUCUUAUCCCUAAUCUCAUUCCAGAGGAUGCUGGCAACUAUACCUGUAUCCCAACUAAUGGGUUACUCACCCCGCCCUCAGCCUCUGCACACCUCAAAGUGAAACACCCUGCACGUGUGGGCCGAAUGUCCCGAGAAACAUACUUGCCUUCAGGCAUGGAGGGGGUCAUUAUCUGCCCAGUCCAGGCUGAUCCCCCUGUGCUUUUUGUCAACUGGACCAAAGAUGGGAACAAUUUGAAUCUUGACAACUUACCAGGAUGGAUAGUGAACUCCGAGGGCUCUGUUUUUAUAGCAACAGCCAAUGACAACGCUGUAGGCAUGUACACAUGCACGGCCUAUAACAGUUAUGGCACCAUGGGACAGUCUGAACCCACCAAGGUCAUUCUGCAGGACCCACCAUCAUUCAAAGCGCGUCCUCUGCCUGAGUAUCUUCAGGAGGUGGGCAGAGACUUGAUCAUCCCCUGUGAAGCCAUUGGAGACCCCACUCCCAACAUAACUUGGAGCAAGAUUGGCCCUACUCCUCGCUCCCUUUACGCGGUGAUGGCCAACGGCUCCCUCCUGCUGCAGCCGCUCAGUAAAGAUCACCAAGGGGGCUGGGAGUGCUUGGCCACAAAUCGUGUAGCGACUGUCAGUGCAGGCACUGUGGUCAUGGUGCUGGGCACAAGUCCUCAUGUUGUGUCCUCAGUAACUGUCAUCACAGAGAUGAACCAGGCCAAUGUGUCCUGGGUGCCUGGCUUUGAUGGUGGAUACACCCAGAAGUUCACUGUGUGGGUCAAGCAAGCCUCUAGAGGAAAACAUGAAUGGGCGUCUUUGCCUGUGCCGACUUCCAAAAACUACCUGCUGGUGACGGGGCUACUCGCUGGCACCGGCUAUCAAUUCAGUGUCCUACCUCAGAAUAAACUCGGCUCUGGACCGUUCAGUGAAAUAGUUUCUGUGCGGACUGAAGGUUUGUUAACAUCUGUGCCAACAGAAGCACCGACAGCUGUCACCACUCUCCCAAUCCUGAAUCCUCCAAUACUCCUGUCAGCCAACCAGACUGACCGAGGCGUCUUCCUCCAGUGGUCGCCUCCAGAGGCUCCAUCCUCUCCACUGACAGGCUUUGUGCUGCAGGCCCGCCGGGAUCAGGGCCAGUGGGUCAUCCUCAGCAGCAACAUCAGUGCCAAUCAGAGUGAACUACUUGUACAAGGACUGUUUAGGGACUCCAGUUAUGAUCUGAGGCUGAUGUCUUGUAGCAACAAAGUUCUCAGUGAACCGAGUGAGUCUGUCAAUGUUUCCACCAAAGGGAUGGAGAUUUAUCCCCUGCGCCCAAGUUUCUUGGAGUUCAUCCCUGAGCCCCUGUUGGCCGGUGUGUUAGGAGGAGUGUGCUUCCUGUUCGUGGCCAUCAUUCUCUCGUUGGUGACAGCAUGCUACAUGAGUCAAAGGAGACAGCGUCGGCGCAGAAAGAGAAAACAAGAUCUCCCAUCUGCCCUCCAGAAGAACUCAUCCCCAGAAUCUCGCUCACCUCCUCGCAGCCCAGACAGUGUCCUAAAGCUGAAGCUGUGUCCGCCGCUUCCCUUCUUCCCCACCUCCUCACAGUCGGAUCGGUCAACCUUUGAUAAAGGUAGCCGUGGGGAAUACCACGACCAGCGGAAACAGCUCCUGAACAACUCAUCUCCACCACCACACUACACACUCUUUGAGAGUCACCUGGGCUCUCAGGACGCCUCACCAUCUGCUCUGGAGUCCAUCUCCAGAGGCCCAGAUGGGCGCUUCAUUGUCCAACCCCUGCCAGAAGGUUCCAGUCCCUCCAAUAAGAAAAACUCCAGGAUAGAGGUCCUGCAAAUCAAUGGUGGGGCAAGUGGCUCAGGGAGCAACAGGACGUCAUUCAGGGACUCUCCUAAGUCGAGCAUCUUAAGCUCAGAGAAGGACAAGAGGAGGGAUUCUCCUCUCACUGUGGACGUCCCAGAGCUCAGCAGACCUCCUUCCUCGCCUGGAAGAGUACGAGCCAUGGCCAGAAACUUUUCCCGUCACGGCUGCUUUUACUCUGACGACGAACAAGGCUCAGAGGCUCUAUUGGAAAGAGCCAGCUUCUAUUCAGACAACAGUGAGAAAAAAACCAGUGAUUCUCUCCGGAGAUAUCGCAUGCCAGGCCACACUGAAGAUAUGUUCCCAGGUUUCGGGAGGAGAACACUGCUGCUGGAUAGAGACAGAGACAGACAACACCAUUCAGAUUACCAGCCUCUAGAGAGUCAGCUGACUGAUAACAGCACCCUGGUCUCACAGCUUGACAGCGAGCUGGAGAGGGGAAGUAUUAAGAAGUGUUUCCAACUGGCUAAAGAGAGGGAAGAAAUGGAGAGGGAGCUGGAGAACUAUACAGCCGAUCAAAGAAGUCGAGGUCGUGGGAGAGACGAGCGACAGUCUAGUAAGACACAAAGCCCUCAAAGGGACGCACCCAAUGCAGAGGAAGAGCCUAUAUGGAAGCAACAAGAUGUUACAAUAAGACAGAAACACAGGCCCUCUGGUCAGACAAGUCGGGUAUCUGACUAUCGGAAAGCAUGCUACUUUGGGAACACCAGCAGUCCCAUGGACCGCCUCCCUUCGUCUCGUAUACAGUGGGACAUUAGCCCUGUUACAUCAGCCACCAGCCUCAUACCAGUACGGAGCCCCCGGGACACCAGCUCGCCCAGAUCACAAUAUGCUCGCACAUGUAGGGAAACCACAGACGACUCUCUUGCUGUUGAUUCAUCACGCUCUCCAGUCACUCAGAACACCUCCCUCCUCAUGCUCUCCCCUGACAUAACCUCAGAAAGUCCCCCUAUUCUGUGUCCAGAAACACCAGACAGAGCCAGGUCACUGAAUCCUCUUAGAGAGCCAGAUAGAUGCAGGAAGUCCAUGACUGAGCAGGGCUUAAGGGAAAAGAUACAGGAGGAAGGUGUUGCUUCAAGGUCCAGACAUUCAUAUGCUUAUGCAGGCACUCGGCCCUGGGAUUCAGCUGCCAGAGGUCCUUCAGCUGAGAGUGAGAGGCCUGAAAGUUCAGCCUCUGCACAAUAUAAUCAGCCUGAGAGUACUGCAAAAUACUACACAGCCACAAGGGAUCCCAGUCCAUCAAGUUAUCCUACCUUACCCUAUGAACAUCAUGAAGUAGGGGCAAAGGCCAAAGAAAAAGACACUCAGGCCCGGGAUGACCGACGUAGUUCAGGGUUUUACUCUGAGUUAGAGAGAGAGGGUGUGCGAACACGCUCCAGGAGAAGUGACAAAUGUCUCUUCUCCGAUAGUCCAAGCCCUGUUUCAACAUUGACACUUGUAGAAGAGGUGGAGAGUGACCAGUCCCAAGUUUCUGUCCCUGGAAUGUCAGGGUCCUUCAAGGCCAAGCCUGCAGCUCCAUCUCCCCAGAUGUCCCCACUACAGACAAGUGCAAUUCUUGAAUACCUGAGCCUUCCAGGUUUCAUUGAAAUGAGCGUGGAUGAGCCUGUGGACGACGCUGCAGUCACAGACACUGCUGGACAAAGUUCAGAACUAAAGCCAGAAAAAUCCCCAGUGGCUAAGCCUGAUGUAGUUCCUAAAAACUGGGAGGUUCAUGUUCAGGACAACCGGGACACACAAUCGUCCAACCAUUCUGCAGGAGCCAGCUUUUAUUCUGGUAAAAAAACAGGCCAUAAACACUCCCUCCAUGUGGAAGCUAGAGAUACUUCACAUAGAGUGAGAUUUCCAGAUGAGACAACACAAUCGUCGCCUGGUCCAGAGAAAACUAGCAAGCAGCUCUAUAAUGAGAAAACACAAAUUCGAGUUGUGAACAAAAGUACAGACAGACCUGAAUCCAGACUUGGAUCCAGGUCUGCUCAAACGUUGUUCAGUGCAGCUAGAGGAAUGGCGGACAUAGUGUCUAAACACUCACAGAGCUUUGUAGACAGCCAUGAGUCUUUAUCAGAGCAAUCCCAAAGACAAGCUUCUCAGGGCAGCAGGACUAACAACAUUGCAUCACGAAUAUGUCAAGCCCCUGUGCCGUUUCUAAAGAAGUCCUUGAGCAUAGGUCCUUGUAGGACACUGUCAGGUAUGGGACAGCCUCGUCCUUUCCUAAAGAAAUCCAUCAGCUUAGGCUCCCAGAGGUGGGAGCAUUUUGAGAGCCCUAGGACAUAUGUUUCUGAGAGAUGUUACUGGGACGAGUUCCCAAACCCAGAUGUCAGGGUAAAGUCCUACAGUUUGGGUCGCAGUCCGCCUUCCCUUCCCAGGCCAGGACCCUCCUGGAGGGAGUAUGUCCCAUUCAGACGCCCCAGCAUGGGGAGCCUGGAGAGGCCUCACCACGCACAAAGAUCUUUAGCAAGUCCUUCCUACCUCACUCCUUCUAUGUACCCACCUAGAAGAACCUCAAUGUCCCCGAUGCUGGAACCCUCUGAUCCACGACGGCAAGCCACUGUUUUCCCAGAGUCCUCCAGGUGGUCUCCUUCAUAUCAAGAUAUGAUGAGGUCUGCCCCGCAUAAAUAUGUCCCCAUGCCCUCUUCCAUCCCUGUCCCCCAGUACCAACACUGGCCAGGAUCCAGAGCGGACGGCAUGAGACCUAUGGAGCCCAUUAGGGGCCCUCCAAGGUCCUACCUGCCCAGAGGCAUCAGCUGGCCCUCACCUUACUAUUCCCACUUUCCGCCCAGAGAGGCAGAAAGUUACAGACAGCCAGACAGGGUGAUGAGGAGGGGAGGGGAGACGGAGAUCAGGGAGGUCAGAGAGACCAGGGAGGGAGGGAGGGCCAGCUAUGCCAGUCAGAGCAGUGGUAGAGGCAGCGCCGGUCUCUUCCGGCAGUCCCUGUCCAUCACUCCCACACUACUCAGCUCCCCCGAAACCACAGAGGAGAGCGAGCGGCACAGAGCUGAGAUUGAUCUGCCUGAGAGGAGAGUGAAAAGAAGGAACACAUCAGUAGAUGAGAGUUAUGAGUGGGACUCUGCUGAUGCGUGUGUGGACUCGGAGGUCCUGGAGACCAUGAGGUUUGAUCAGUCACAAAUGAGUUUUCGAAAAGGCAGGUCGGAGCUCAGAUAUGAUCAAACUGGUGGCCUCCAGGACCAGCGACAGAAAGGCCCGUGUCCCUCAGUCAGCCCUCCAGUUUCCAACCCACCUCACUGCCAGUACAGCCGCUCCCUAAGUGAGGCGCGUUUCAACGCACUCCGCCAGGAGUACCAAGAGUACAGGCAGAUUCAGGAAUCCAUCUGUUCCCGUGAUCCCUGCCUCGACAUUGGCCACGAUUCAGACUCUGACUCCGGCUCAGCUCUGCUCUAGCAGCUCAACUCGGUAUAUCUAAGACAGAUACCAAAAAGCAGUUGUAAUGAACAGACGACAGCACUGUGUUCCUGGACACUGUCACACAUCACUGAAGCUUACUCAUGUGAGAGAACUCAUUGUUUAGUUUUUAUCAUCUGUUACAGAAGAUUAAAGUAAAGCAAUUUAAAGAGACAGCAUCAUAUACUGUAUGCCAUCAAAUGUGACAGACUGCAACCCCUCCGUUGUUAUCAGCUGACAUAUAAUUUUUUCUUGUUCUUGUUCCAUUGUGCUUUGCAUAAUGAAGCUGAGAAGGGAUAUUUAUUUUUCUGAGAAGCUCGUGCAACUGUAUUUUGGGAUUGUUUUUUAAAAACCUUGACAAUCAGGCACACAGGGCCCCUUUGAGAAAUGAAACGCUCACCCUUGACUAAGACGGGUGUACAGAUGAAAAAACCUGUGCUUUAUAAAAGCAGCAGCAUGCUACAUAAUGAAGGUUGUAUUUCAAGUUCAUGUCUAUUUCAUUAAAGACUUCCCUUUGAUUAUAAAGGGAUGCUACUGACAAGUAUAUAGGUUUGUUUCCAAGAUAACAUCUGCUUGUGGAAAUGUCUAUCUGUAAUGUGUUGCCAAUCAAACACUGCUUGAAGCAUUUUCAACACCAUCUCCCUCUGUUAUAAUUAUAUAAUAAUACUCAAAAAUUACAUCAUUAGGCAACUCUGAUUGUUUUGUUCUUUGGUACAUCGUGGAGCAGUUCGCAAUAUCUAACUUACAAACAAUAAUUUACUGUAUUUAAAAGAGGAAUUUGUUUGUUAUUUCCCAUUGUGGUUUUCCUGUUGGUUCCCGGAACUCAUUUCCUGUUUUAUACAUAAUAUAUUUCACAAUAACGUUCACCUGUUGAGACUUUAUAAAUGAAAUCACUUCAAAUAGCCUCCCACUAUUUCUUCCAGAUGUACAAAUGUUUAUAUGUACCUUAAUGUGAAUGAAACCUGCUGUAUUGUAUAUUUCACUUCAUAAUUUCAUCAGAUGAGAAAAUGCUACUUUACUUCACCUGAAUUUGUCAAACAUUGUCUCUGUGAUAGAAUUACAGAUACCGUAAAACUUGAUAAAAUCACAGGGAACAUGAUUUAUGCCUUAUUUUUGUUAAUGUCACAAGCAUGCACUAGUUGAUUGACCAUGUAAGGUUUGAGCUAAAACCUUGGCUAAAAUCAAAACUGAUGAUCAGAGGAUUACAUUUUUUUGUUGUUAAUUUUUUACACAAGCACAUGAUGACUAUUUCUGUAUAUUUAUGAAAGUGAGUUAUGAUAUGCAACAAUGUUUACAAUUCACUUCAUUGAUGUGAAGGCAACACUGUGAAUAUUUCAUCGACUUCUGAUUCUGUAUCUGAAUUACUGGGAAGUCUCAUGAAUUCUGUGCCCUUUAGCCUACUUUUUUGUUUUGUUAUUUACUGAAAAAAAUGACUGAAAAAUGUUUUUAUUACGUCACCUGACAAACAGAGGUUUUAAAAAUAUCUUUGUAGCUAAGAUUCAAAAUUUGUACUAUAUUUAACCCAGAUGAAAGUCCUCAUAUGGAGCGAGUAUGCAUUUCUGAUGAUGGUUUUGGAAGUUUUGUACAAACUGGAAAUUUUUAUAUUCUCACCACCUGGUU
This is a messenger RNA of Anoplopoma fimbria (sablefish), 7728 nucleotides long. RefSeq names its product immunoglobulin superfamily, member 9b (gene igsf9b). Gene Ontology annotation, biological process: cell-cell adhesion. The record is from RefSeq and is a predicted model, not a curated record. The coding region runs from base 1 to 6108 and encodes 2035 amino acids. Gene Ontology annotation, molecular function: protein binding. NCBI's taxonomy places the organism in Eukaryota, Metazoa, Chordata, Actinopteri, Perciformes, Anoplopomatidae. The transcript is spliced from 21 exons.